AUGAACCCUCCUCUUCCAUCUGCCCCUCAAGGGCCCUCCCUUGAGCGUGUCUCAUACCAAGCACCAACAAAGGCGAGCCUAGCGAGAUAUCACUCUGAAGCACUGGGACUCAGGACUGAGGCGAGGGUGUUUGGAUUACGCGACCGGAAAGCUCUUAGGCCAUCAUUGACAGGCCCUACGGAGAUCCCAAGUUCGGACAAGCCGUCACCUAUAUCGUUCCCAAGUCGGCGGUCUAGCGGCCUCCAGGCGUUUGCUGCGCCCCCAAGGCGUGUCUCAAGAAGAAUUGUCCCGUCAGACUUGGUAUUUCACUCUCCACCAGUGACGAAAACUGGCGGAGUUGACAUUGGAAUAAUUAAUACACCUGAUGAUCAAUUGGCAAGUGAACUGGGCAGCGCAACGGGCGACAGAGACCUGAGCAGAGAGUUGGAUCAGGCCUCGUUGCAUGAGUAUGAGGAGCCCGAUCUUCCUCCAACCCCGACUCAACUUGGACUGGAAAAACCUCUUGAGCGACCGAAAGGGCUGUUGAGUAGCAGCCCCACAGCACAACAACGGGGAAGGCGACGAGCCACUGAUUUACCCGGACAGAGUCCUUCAAAGCUUAGGAAUGUCGAUGAUGGAAUAGAAAUAGGGGACCUAUCGGAUUCAGACCUAACUAUAGCCCGAGCACUACUUCCAAAGACUGUUUCGAAGAAACGGAAACUGAGGAAAGAGCUUUCCGCUGAGGUACAAAGGCUAAAGGAAGACCUUAUAGAAUUGGAAAGGUGGUCGCAGAAUCUGGACCAACAUGGUGACACAGAACAUGACCUAAGCAAAUUGAUUUCACUGCUAGCGUCCGAAUCAGCUCCUCAUACAGGGGAUUCGAAAUGUCCCAUUAAUACGCCAAUAUCUUCUCUCAUCUCUACUUUACUCCCAUUCUCCUCUAAAGCUCCCCUAAGGAGCGGCCAGGAGCCUUCUCCAAUAAACCCCUUCGCCCUUAACGAAUAUGCCCAAACGAAAUCGUUUCUGACGAUCUUUGCACCUUUAACUCUCAAGACACAUUCAUCUAUUGUAUCUGGUUCAGAAACUGGCUCACGCUUGGAGAGACAUACCUUGACAUUUUUUGCACCGCCCCCGUUCCCUUCGAGCCUCUACACUAUAUCCAUUAUUUAUGAGACAGAUCUGGAACAGCAGACUUUGGUUUCUGUAUCUGUGCCAAUGCACAGCAAUUUCGGAGUACCGGCAGAUUUACAGCGUUGGAUUAACUCUAGAUUAGCCAAUUCUUUGUUGAAGUUGGAUGUAUCAGGCCUUUGCUGGGGUAUAAACCGAUACUGGGAGGUCGCCAUAUCGCGCGCUUGUUUAUGGUCACAACUAGAGGAUCGUCAUAUGGCUUUAUUUGGCGGUGCACUAGAUCUCUCUGAACCCUUCGUGUCCCAAAGACUAAAUCACGGCCAAAACAGACUCUUGGGGAGUGACUCUGGGGGCCUCACAACGUCAGAUUUACGCCGGAUACUACCACACCUCCAGCGCACGUCUAUGCUCUUUGAAUCUAAAGAAACAACGAUCAAGGUCCUAUUUACAUGCGAGUUAACAGUUGAUGAAUGGACAGGCGAAGCGCAUUUAACGCCAGAGCUCACUGUUUCGUGCCCAUCUAGUAUUAACGGUGCCCCUUGGUGGAGGGUAGAGCUGGAAUCUAAGAGCCUGUUCAAUGCGGUUGUUAAUGAGACUAUGGGUGGCCAAACAGGAUUUGAACCUGACGCCAACACAGUCACCCAGGCCACCGACUGUCUUUUGGCAUCUCUGUUUGGUGCUAACUCUGUGGGUUGA
Messenger RNA from Aspergillus tanneri, 1803 nucleotides. RefSeq lists its product as uncharacterized. Lineage: Eukaryota; Fungi; Ascomycota; Eurotiomycetes; Eurotiales; Aspergillaceae. The record is from RefSeq and is a predicted model, not a curated record. The transcript is spliced from 3 exons. Bases 1 to 1803 code for a protein of 600 amino acids.